AUGUCUUCAUGCCGCGAUAUAGACCCAUCCGAGGCAGCGACAUAUUCGAUCGCCUCGCCCGAAAAUACUAGUAUGGCCAGUCGAUCCCUAUCGGCCUCUAGUCUCGAACGGGAAAAUGACACAUCUAUCAUGCGCCAAAAUUUGAGUAUUCGGGCUGUAAUUUCGACACAUUCUUCGUUUGCAGACAGGGACAGGCACCAGGAGGCCCUCCAGCAUUUAGUCCAGAUUGGCGAAGGAUUACAGGGUACAAUUUUCGAGCAAGUAGGAACGGCUCUAGUGAUUAAGAAAGAAAGCCCACGGAAUGAAUCCCGACCAACACGACUACACAAGGAGUACCACGCGCACGGCCACAUCUAUCUCGCAUUCCAGCAGUUUGGAACAGCCGUGUCGAACGUCGUCUUUGUCCCACAGCCUAGUUCUCUCAAGACCCCAAAAGAUGACGCUUUUUGGAUUACGACCAUUGACAAAUUUCCCGACGAGUACAGAGUAAAAACGACGGUCUUCACAAUGGAUCGCAUCCUGCCGCUGCCUAAGAUUGUCCGGAAAGCCCUCAUUUCACUCUUUUAUCCUCGUCCUGAGGGACAAACAUCCGUCGACCAAAAUACAAUUCAACGCGUGCUCUUGGACGAACCCAACAAGCAUUGCCUUGCCCGAGUGUACCUCGGCAAGAAGUCUCACAAUUUCAAGCAAAAUAACUUCUCGCUCCGAAACUUCCCUCUUUGCCUGGACGCAAUGCAGCGUUUUGGGCUUGAAGUCAACGAAAUGGCUUACUCCAUGGGCAAAGCCUACGCGACAAUACAAUGGGGAGCCGAGUUCGAUGCGGACGAUGUCGAAUUUGUUCUUGGUACCCUGAUGACAAAUACCAAAGCUCCUCCAAGUACUAAGGCUCCUACCAACUUUCAGGAACGGGCCGUUCGCCUUUGUCUCUUGGACUUUGGACAGUGCCAAGCCGUCAACAUGAACCGAGACGCCGAAGACGUGUAUAGGUCAUUCUAUGGGGCACUUGUUCUUGGAGAUAAUCAAUGGUUUAUUCCCCAUUGCCAUCGGGACAAAGAGCUCUUCAGACACUUCCGUAAUGGGUAUGUUGAGGCUGGAAAUGCUAUCCUAAAGGUGAAGGGAUGGGUUGGGAAGUUCGAUAUGGAGGACUUUAUGGAUGGUUAUGAAGAAUACGCUGAAGACUUCCUAGUGUAA
Molecule: messenger RNA, 1191 nt
Organism: Clonostachys byssicola
Lineage: Eukaryota; Fungi; Ascomycota; Sordariomycetes; Hypocreales; Bionectriaceae
Source: the annotation of a GenBank genome assembly